AUGUGAUGCAGAGUUUAAGAGCAGAAUUGAGGAGUUAGAAAAAAGUAGAACAGAUACUGUUUUCGAGAAUGCUAAGCUUAAAACUGAAAAGAAACUUCAAGAUCAAGAGGUAUCUUCGGGAAGACAAGAUACUUCAGAAGAAUUGAUGUUCUCUCAUCCACCUUCUACCAAUAAUGACGUGAGCCAGCUUCUAGCUGAAGAUUCUAAUCCUGAA
Racocetra persica is the source of this 214-nucleotide messenger RNA. NCBI's taxonomy places the organism in Eukaryota, Fungi, Glomeromycota, Glomeromycetes, Diversisporales, Gigasporaceae. The record is from the annotation of a GenBank genome assembly.